Messenger RNA from Fopius arisanus, 1936 nucleotides. NCBI's taxonomy places the organism in Eukaryota, Metazoa, Arthropoda, Insecta, Hymenoptera, Braconidae. The record is from RefSeq and is a predicted model, not a curated record.
AUGCACCUUUUAGUGUGGUUUCCUGGUGAUAAAACAUCGGCCGUCAUCGAUGAAAGAAUGAUUUGUUUGUCCAAAGAUAAAAAAAAACCUAAUCAGGGUGAGAGUGUCGAUAUUCAGUGGGGAGAGCACGUUAAAUACACUGGAAAAAUCAUCCGUUUCGGUACUGAAGAUUACUUAAAAAAACUCACCGUUAACAAAGAAACAGGGGAACUAAUAUUACCAAAGGAGAGAGGUGCAAAGGCACGUACAGUAGCAAAUGUUGUUACAAAGAGGAGUUUAUGCAGAGAUACUAAAAAUUUAGAAAACGCCAAGAAGAUUACUGCAAACAAAUUUGAUCGGGUUUUACUUCAGAAGAUGGGCAAGAGCUUCCAGAAGACGACAGACAACUCAGAUGAACCGAUCGUUGGCAAUGCAUGUGAUUCAAACAAGCAGGAAUCACAUAAACACAGAAAAGUUCAGUGUGGCACAAAAUCUUCAGGAGCGAAUGACACUUCAACGACCACAACUCCUCCAAAUGACUUGCUCAAAGUGAAUGAAAGAAAUUGUAUGCUGUGCAUUACAUCAGAGGUAAUCACUGUUUUUGAAUGUGUGCUUGAUUAUUUGAAAGUUCAAUUUAGUAUCAGAUCUGCAAGGAAUGAAGUAAAUUCAGAGAAGAGAGUCGAAAUCAAGUGCCUAUCUUGGAAAAUCCCUGGUCCCACAAAGGUAGAAUUAAUGCCUUACACAGGAGUUUGGGUAGAAAGUCAGACGCUGGGGAAUAUGACAAUUCAGUGGAAGAAAAAUGGGAAGGAGUUGACAAGAAGAUUAUUAAAAUGGCAAAUCGGUGAACAAAAUUUGAAAAAUAUGUGCGCACUAGGUGGAAGUAAAACUUAUACAGCAUUAGAUCCUCAAUUAUACCAAGCGAUACAAGACUAUGUGACAAAAAAUUGUAACGGGGCACCUGUAGAUUUCCAUCGUGUGGUAAAUUUGAUGUGUGCUGGUCUGCGAUCUCAUGCGAAAGGAAGUAACUUGGAGAAGGAUUUGAAUGAGAGAAUACGACAAAACAGAGAUGAGAAGAUCCUUCCUUCACCAGGAACCAAAAAGAGUUCGCAAAAAUUGAAGAGAGCCAUAAAAUCCAAGAAAUCUAAAGAGACCAUUUCGAGCUCUGAUGGUACUAUAGAAUCAAAUUUGUCAUCAAGUACUAACUCAAGAAAGGAAGAGUGUACGAAAGUAUCAGCUACUAAGACGAAUAUUCGAACUCGAUCUCAUCGACCCAAAGCAGAUUCAGAGGAAUCAGAGCUCGAAAAAAUGGCCAAAUGGGUUGAUGCAAUGACUGGAACCAAGAACUCCUCUUCCAAUUCAAACAAAAGUGGGAGGAAGAGCUCCUCAAACCAUCUUCCUUACAAAAACGUAAGUUUCAGUCAAUCCGGAGAAUUUUCCGUUGAAUUUGUCAACAGCAGCUCAAUACAUGAUAAAAUUAAAACAUCGACACCAACUAAAUUCAAAAAUGAUGAGAAGUAUAUUCUUGGUCGUCGCUCAUCGUCAUUUAGUGCUUCCAAAAUUUCGGAUAUCAGUCCGAUAGCCCCCAAAAAAAUGAGAGAAAAUGACGAGACUCCUGCUGUGAGAGGUGUUGGAACAGCGAUUCCACCUAAUGGCGCUGCCUCCAAGGUUGUUCUUCCUAGCCCCAUUACUGAUGCCUGCAACACUUUACCAACUACCACCAAUGAUAUCAACGGCAAUGCAAAUCAGGCAACUACUCCUUUCAGUCAGAUACUACCCCCAGAGCCUCCACCCUAUCAGAAUUUUGUUAAUAAUUUUGACCCCCAACCGUGGAAUUUUCAAAAGACUUUCAGCUAUCACCAGGGAUUUCCUCAACAUCCGCAGCCAUAUUAUCCAAUCAAUGAUGUUCAGUCAACUGCUAAUUUCCAAACAGAAUAUUAUGGACCAAUCAAUCCACAAG